Messenger RNA from Cyclopterus lumpus (lumpfish), 9526 nucleotides. It is a transcript of the gene cacna1bb, whose product is annotated as calcium channel, voltage-dependent, N type, alpha 1B subunit, b. NCBI's taxonomy places the organism in Eukaryota, Metazoa, Chordata, Actinopteri, Perciformes, Cyclopteridae. Gene Ontology annotation, molecular function: high voltage-gated calcium channel activity. The record is from RefSeq and is a predicted model, not a curated record. Gene Ontology annotation, cellular component: voltage-gated calcium channel complex; neuronal cell body; membrane. Gene Ontology annotation, biological process: calcium ion import across plasma membrane; chemical synaptic transmission.
UUGAGUACAUGAUCCUCGCUACAAUUAUCGCCAACUGCAUCGUCUUGGCCCUGGAGCAGCAUCUGCCCGCCAGCGACAAGACGCCCAUGUCCGAACGCCUGGACGACACAGAGCCCUACUUUAUUGGAAUAUUCUGUUUUGAGGCUGCCAUUAAGAUCAUCGCCCUGGGCUUCGCAUUUCACAAAGGCUCCUACCUACGCAACGGCUGGAAUGUAAUGGACUUCGUGGUCGUCCUCACGGGAAUCCUGGCCACGGUGGGUUCGGACUUCGACCUGCGAACACUGCGAGCAGUGAGAGUGCUGAGACCCCUGAAACUUGUGUCAGGAAUCCCCAGUCUCCAGGUGGUAUUGAAGUCCAUAAUGAAAGCCAUGGUUCCUCUGCUCCAGAUCGGCCUGCUGCUUUUCUUCGCCAUCGUCAUGUUUGCCAUCAUCGGGGUGGAGUUUUACAUGGGCAAAUUCCACACCACCUGCUUCAAGAUAGAGACUGGUGAGCGAGCAGCAGACUGGCCUUGUGGUCUGGAGGCUCCGGCCAGGACGUGUCCCAACGGGACCCAGUGCAGAGAGUACUGGACUGGACCCAACUUUGGCAUCACCAACUUUGACAACAUCCUGUUUGCAGUGCUCACUGUGUUCCAGUGCAUCACCAUGGAGGGCUGGGUGGACAUCCUCUACAGCACCAAUGAUGUAGCAGGAAACACCUGGAACUGGCUCUACUUCAUCCCUCUCAUCAUCAUCGGCUCCUUCUUCAUGCUCAACCUGGUGCUCGGUGUCCUCUCUGGAGAAUUUGCCAAAGAAAGAGAGCGUGUGGAGAAGAGGCAGGAGUUCCUGAAGCUCCGGAGGCAGCAGCAGAUCGAGAGAGAGCUCACCGGGUACUUGGAGUGGAUCUGCAAAGCAGAGGAGGUGUUGCUGGAAGAGGAGGAUGAGAUUGCAGAGGAGAAGUCCCCGCUGGAUGGUGCGUGGUACAAGAGGAAACAAAACCUUCCAGUCCUGAAAAGAGGCAAAGUCAAGAAAGGUAUAAACGACCUGAUCGGCGAUGAGGAGGGUGAGGAUCCUUUUGCAGACAUCUCCUCCAUUCCUCCUCCUGGCUCUCCGUUUGGUCGGGCCAGCAUGAAGAGCAGCGGUAAGAUGGAUAGCUCCUCAUACUUCCGGCGUAAGGAGAAAAGGACCCGCUUCUUCAUCCGCCGCAUGGUGAAAGCUCAGAGCUUCUACUGGAUCGUUCUGUGUCUGGUGGGCCUCAACACUCUGUGCGUGGCCAUAGUCCACUACGACCAGCCCGAUUGGCUCACAACGGCCCUCUACGCGGCCGAGUUUGUGUUCCUGGGUUUGUUUCUGACUGAGAUGUCCUUGAAGAUGUACGGCCUUGGAGCGAGGAAUUAUUUCCACUCCUCCUUCAACUGCUUUGAUUUUGGGGUGAUUGUGGGAAGUAUUUUGGAGGUGAUCUGGGACAUGAUCAAACCCGGGGCCUCGUUUGGAAUCAGUGUGCUGAGAGCUCUGCGACUGCUCAGGAUAUUCAAAGUCACCAAGUACUGGAACUCAUUGAGGAACCUCGUGGUGUCCCUCCUCAAUUCCAUGAAGUCCAUCAUCAGCUUGCUCUUCCUCCUCUUCCUCUUCAUCGUGGUCUUUGCUCUGCUGGGCAUGCAGCUCUUCGGAGGACAGUUUAACUUUGAAGAAGAGACGCCAACAACAAACUUUGAUACCUUCCCAGCGGCCAUUCUCACUGUGUUCCAGAUUCUGACUGGCGAGGACUGGAACGCCGUGAUGUACCACGGGGAUCGAGUCUCAAGGGGGCGUUCGUCGAGGCAUGUUCUCCUCCGUCUACUUCAUCGUCCUCACGCUCUUUGGAACUACACCCUCCUGAAUGUCUUCUUGGCUAUCGCCGUCGACAACCUCGCUAAUGCACAGGAGCUGACUAAGGAUGAAGAGGAGCAGGAGAAGGCGGCCAAUAAGAAGCUUGCCCUGCAGAAAGCUUUGGAGGUGAAGGAAGUCAGCCCGAUAUCUGCAGCCAACAUCUCAAUCGCUGCUUUUGUAAAGCAAAAUCGAGAGGCACUCUCUCGCAAGUCGUCCAUCAACAGCAUUCAGUCACCUAAGGAGCAGCAGCGCUCCGCAAAGGCCAUGUCAGUGUGGGAGCAGAGGACCAACCAGCUAAGGAGACACAACGUACGGACGAGCAGCGAGGCUUUGUUCAACGAGCUCGACCCGGAGGAGCGCCUCCAGACGUCCUCCACCCUCCAUCUGCACCCGGACAUGAAGACUCACCUGGACCGGCCUCUUGUGGUGGAGGCCAAGAACGGGGACAAACCCGGCAGGUCACCCGAAGGAGCGUGGAAGGAGUCGGGGGAUCCCCGGCAGCAGGACGGGGUGGGAGACAACUUCCACACGCACACCAGGAAGCACCACCGGCACCGCGACAGGAACGGGGAGAGCAGGGAGGGGGGCGAAGGCCGGGGAGGGAGGCACCACACCCAUCACAGCCGGAGCAGAGAUCACAACACCGACGGUGCCCAGAUAAGAGAGAGGAGAGGGGAGAGCAGCCACAGCCGCGACGGAGGGCAGGGACACCGGCAACACCACCAGGCCGGCUCCCCUGAGGAGGAGGCCAAUGACUGUCGAGGAGGAGAAGAGAGGGGCCACCGCCACCAUCACUCCCAUCGUCCGCCAAAGGAGGGGAACGGGCUGAUGGCGAAUGGCGCCCAGGGAGAGCGCAGGGGGAGGGGUGGAGGAGGAGGAGGGGACAGUAAUGGAGAGAGGAAGGGACGCUGCUCCCGUAUGGUCAGAGCUCAGUCUACUCUGGAUGGAGACGACUGUAAGAGGAACAAGAAUGGAACCAAAGGCCACAGGGAGAGGCAGCCGGAUUCUGAGGAGGAAGGCCUCGCCUCCAGUCCUCUGCAGCCAAUGCGGAGCACCUUGAGUCUUGGAGAAAAGCAAGAGGAUGCUGACAACCAGAAGAACUCCACCAGGGCCAGCCAGGCCGGCCUCAACAGCAGCGCCAUCCUCAUCCCCGUCACCAUCACUGCCCCGCCCGGAGAAACCACCAUCAUACCCAUGAACAAUAUUGACUGCGACAACUUCCGACUUGGUGAGGAGAAGAAAGACCUGGAGGAGGAUGAGGAGGAGGCAGCUAAUGGGCCUCGGCAGAUCCUUCCCUACAGCUCCAUGUUCAUCUUCGGGCAAACAAACCCUGUGCGUCGGCUGUGUCACUACGUGGUGAACCUGCGCUACUUUGAAAUGUGCAUCCUGAUGGUCAUCACCAUGAGCAGCAUCGCCCUGGCAGCCGAGGACCCCGUGCAAGCCAACGCGCCGCGCAACAACGUUCUCAAGUAUCUGGACUACGUCUUUACGGGGGUCUUCACUUUUGAGAUGGUGAUUAAGAUGAUCGACUUGGGACUGCUCCUCCACCCGGGCGCUUAUUUCCGUGACCUGUGGAACAUUCUGGACUUCAUAGUGGUCAGCGGAGCCCUGGUGGCCUUUGCCUGCUCAGGGACGAAGGGCAAGGACAUCAACACCAUCAAGUCCCUGAGGGUCCUCCGAGUCCUGCGGCCACUCAAGACCAUUAAACGUCUUCCCAAGCUGAAGGCGGUGUUCGACUGCGUCGUGAACUCUCUGAAGAACGUUCUCAACAUCCUCAUCGUCUACAUGCUCUUCAUGUUCAUCUUCGCUGUUAUCGCCGUGCAGCUCUUUAAGGGCAAGUUCUUCUACUGCACCGACGAGUCCAAGGGUCUGGAGAAAGACUGCAGGGGUCAGUUUCUGGAUUACGACAGGGAUGACGUGGCAGCUCAGCCCAGAGAGUGGAAGAAGUACGAGUUCCACUACGACAAUGUUCUCUGGGCCUUCCUGACGCUCUUCACGGUGUCCACGGGGGAGGGCUGGCCACUGGUCCUGAAGCACUCAGUGGACGCCACUUAUGAGGACCAGGGCCCCAGCCCAGGCUACCGCAUGGAGACGUCCAUCUUCUAUGUGGUCUACUUCGUGGUGUUCCCCUUCUUCUUCGUCAACAUAUUCGUGGCUUUGAUCAUCAUCACCUUCCAGGAGCAGGGGGACAAGGCCAUGUCGGAGUGCAGCCUGGAGAAGAACGAGAGGGCUUGUAUUGACUUUGCCAUCAACGCCAAGCCGCUGACGAGAUACAUGCCGGAGAACAAGCAGUCCUUCCAGUACAAGAUGUGGAAGUUUGUGUGUCGCCCCCCGUUCGAGUACGCCAUCAUGACUUUAAUAGCCCUCAACACAGUCGUGCUGAUGAUGAAGUUCUACGGAGCUCCUGACCUGUACGAAGUCAUGCUGAAAUACUUGAACAUCGUCUUCACAGCCCUCUUUACACUGGAAUGCAUCCUUAAGAUUAUUGCCUUCGGUCCACUGAAUUACCUGAAAGCCGCCUGGAACGUGUUCGACUUCGUGACCGUGCUCGGAAGCAUCACAGACAUCUUGGUCACAGAGAUUAAGGACAAGAUGAUCAACCUGAGUUUCCUCAGGCUGUUCAGAGCGGCUCGUCUCAUCAAGCUGCUGCGGCAGGGCUACACAAUCCGCAUCCUGCUGUGGACCUUUGUCCAGUCCUUCAAGGCCCUGCCGUAUGUCUGCCUGCUCAUUGCCAUGCUGUUCUUCAUCUAUGCCAUCAUCGGAAUGCAGGUCUUUGGAAACAUCAAGCUGAACGAGGAGACGGCAAUAAAUCACCACAACAACUUCCAGACGUUUUUCCAGGCCUUGACUCUUCUCUUCAGGAGUGCGACAGGCGAGGCGUGGCAUGAGAUCAUGUUAGCUUGUCUCAGUAACCGGCCGUGUGAUAGCCUCUCAGGAACCACAGGGAAGGAGUGUGGGAGUGACUUUGCCUACUUCUACUUUGUCUCCUUCAUCUUCCUCUGCUCCUUCCUGAUGUUGAACCUGUUUGUUGCUGUCAUUAUGGACAACUUUGAGUACCUGACGAGAGACGCCUCCAUCCUGGGACCUCAUCACCUGGACGAAUACAUCCGCGUGUGGGCAGAGUACGACCCUGCAGCCUGCGGCCGCAUGACUUACCGCGAUAUGUACGAGAUGCUUCGCGACAUGUCCCCUCCGCUAGGUUUGGGGAAGAAAUGCCCUCAUCGAGUCGCCUAUAAGCGAUUGGUGAGGAUGAACAUGCCCAUUGCGGAGGACCGGACGGUGCAUUUCACCUCCACGCUGAUGGCCCUGAUUCGCACAGCCCUGGAGAUCAAACUGGCAUCUGGCGUCCUGGCGCAGCAUUUGUGCGACGCUGACCUGAAGAGGGAGAUAAGCCGAGUCUGGCCCAGCCUGUCGCAGAAGACCGUCGACCUGCUGGUGACGCCCCCUAAAUACAACGAGCUGACCGUGGGGAAAGUCUACGCAGCUCUAAUGAUCUUUGACUUCUAUAAGCAGACUUGUGCCAAGAGACUCCAGCAGCAGCAUUCAGGGGGACAACAGAGUAAACUGGGGGCGUUGUUCCGUCCCAUGCUGGCGCUCCCUCAUAUACAGGAAGUAGAGCCAUCGAUCUGCAGCCCCAAGCAGCCCCUCCCGCCUGAGCCAGAAGCCAAGCCAGAAGCACUGCCCACCACCAGCAUCCCCUCGGUGAACAGGGACACGAUACUGAACCAGAGAAGUGCCAUCAAACAUUCCCAGUCGGGAGAUGUCUCUCAGGCGACACAACAGAGGCCCAAAGUCCGGAGGAAACUACAGAGAGGCCAGUCAGAGGACGUGCCGUGUUCCCCCCGGCCUCAGCAGGAAUUUGUCGAACUGAAGCAAGUGGAGGACAUAUCAGACACGGAGGAAUAUCCAAGCCUGGAAGGCCACUGCAGAGCGGCUUCUCUGCCCCGACUCAACGCUGAGUACUACCGGAGCCACCCUCGCCACGUCCCUGGGACCCACCUGGCACCGAUCGUUGACCUCAGUCCCAUCAGGCGCUCGGCAUCCUCGCUGAUGCCGCAUCGCUACCAGGAGGUCGGUCUGUCAGAGUAUGACCUGGAGCGGCCCGACUUGGCCCAAGACGAGGGCCAGGACAGAGCCCAGCACCAUCACCACCACCACCGCUGCCACAGACGGAGGGACAAGGACAAAGACAAGAAGCAGAAGUCCCUGGAUAGAGCUGCGUCAAUGCAGCCGUCCAGCACCGUUGACUCCUUCACCGACCCCUCAGCGGAAGGUCUGUCCAGAGAACGGGCGAGGGAGCGGGACCGCAGCCGGCCUCAUGAGCGGAGGCACCACUCCUCGGCGGGAGAGAAGCAGCGCUACUACUCCUGCGACCGCUACGGCAGCCGGGAGCAGUGUCACACCAAGUCCGCCGGGCCCAGUCGGUCCACGUCUCCCGGAGAGCGACAGGACGCAGUUUUCGUCAAGCAGCACGGUAGCAGUGUGGUCAAAGCUGGCCCUGGAACGCUGCCCUCUGGUUCAAGCACUCCAGGCCGCGGGCGCAGGCAGCUCCCACAGACGCCCCUGACCCCGCGCCCUGCCGUGACCUACAAGACCGCCAACUCCUCGCCUCUCCAGUCCGGUGCCAGCAGCGCCGCGACGGGCCACCAGACUCGCGUCAGCCGUGGCUUUUCAGAGCACGAGCGCUUACACUGGGGCCACGACGAGUCCCCGAUACCGGUCACACGCAUCGGUUCGGACCCUAAUUUAAACCGCCAGUCGCAGGUCGCCUCUCGACAGGCCCUCCUCGUCGAGGACUUCCAGGACACUGUGAGCAGCCACGGAGGGGGGCGCUCCGCCAGAACCGCCACCUCCACCACAGCCGCCUCAACUUCACAUGAGACGGCCGCUGCGCCCGUCACAGCGGCCGGCGCGCAGGGGAGGGCGGGGGCGGUUCCCAACGGGUACCACUUCACCCUCGGGGUCAACUCUGCGUCCGGGCCUGGGAGCCGAGGAACAGGAAGUCUCAGGGAGCGGGAGGAAGAGGACUGGUGCUGAUUGAGGACGGGCAGCUCGUCGAGUGUUGUACGGCCCUCAUGUCCGGUCCAAGGAGCCGAUGGCAGCAGAAGGGAAGACAUUGAGGAAAAAGCCAGUGGAAAGAGCUGUAAACGGGGAUCCGAAAUCAUUCCAGCUUUGUAGUGUUACUUUUUUAUACAACAAACUUUGAAGGAAAACAAUACACUGAUGACUCUUUCUACCCCUUUUACUUGCACUGAAAUCAUAGCACCUGUGAAGACCCUCGAGUAUUUUUGCCUUGGCCAGUAAAAUCAGUGAAGGAAGAAGAUAAAAAACAAAACCUCCUCAUUCUUUGAGUGGAACUAUGAAGUGUGUUUCAGACGGAUCUGAAUGCCCCGGUCCUGGUGGUAAUACGGCUGCUCAGGGCGCUGUUUUUAUUUUUGUAUGUUUCAUUUUGUUUGGGUGAGAGAAGAGCUUCAACUUGGUCAUGUUUUUGCUUUCUCAAAAUCAUCGUUUCUCCAUCGGCUUUUACUUCGGGGUAAUCCUCAAAUUCUGACCACAGCAGAUUAUUAGGAACUAUUUUAAGUUCGUCUUAAACUUCCACCAUGACAACUAAGGGACGCAGUGAGUAAUGUGACAGAAAUAAAACAAAAGGAGGUGUUAGAAGGGAACUAGAGGCCAGUUCUCAUAAUCACUUUCUUUUGUAAAUUGUACCACAUGUACAUUUUUGGAGUGCACAUGGGGAUGAGAUAACUCCCUCUUGACAUUAUGUGUCUGAAUACUAAGUGCCUCUUUUUCCAAGAUGUAUUAAGAUGCAGCCUGGUCAGAUGGACUUGAAUAUACAGUAGAGGAUGUAUGUAUUUACACGGCUGAGAAAAAGUGUGGAGAACAAAGUUUGAAUCUGGUAUAAUGGACAGAAUGCAAAAAAAAAAAAACGAACACUUUUUUGUACUGAAUCUUGUCGUAGGUGUGUCAGAAUUACAGAUCCAAAGUAAGCAAUGUAGUGCAUGCCGGGGUCUUGAACUUGUCGAAAAAAAAUUGUAUCUGUACUUUUGCUUAAGGGUGUGUGGUAAGCAUUUGCCUUUCUCUUUCAAAUAUACUGCCAGCCAGUUGGUAGAAAUGGUCUCUGAAUGCAGAAAAGUGCCAUUUUGAUUUUAUUUUUUACUAACACAAAGAUUCUGCCUCCUCAAGCAUACAGUGUAUAUCUCAUCUCUGCCAUAUUUGGGUACCCUUUCUUCUGAACUCUUUCCUCUGAGAGCAGUAUUGUGUGAGGGUUUGUGGGAGAGGUGACCUGUUUGUGUGUUCACAGGUACAAUAAAGAGUUGUGUUGUUGCCGCAGACUGUUGACUUGAAAUAGGGCUAUGCAACAAGACGACACUUCAUCUGCCCUGUAGCUUUACCCUCUGGAAUCUCCCGGUUCAGGCUUUAGUGCGACUGCGACCAAAUUUUACAUUUAUGUAUGAAGAGUUGUAAAUUGUAAAUGUAUCUUAUGAUGUACAGGUGACUGACAACACACACACACACACACACACACACACACUGAGGCACAAAUGUUAUCCGAGCGGAUAUAUGUGAUUCACAGGGGAUCUUUGAAGCUGGCGAGGUUGACUGCAUGACGCCGAACCCAGAUGGAAACCGCCCAAAACAUACAACUGUGUUCUCUUUCCAGACUUGGUUCAAGUUAUGUUUGAAAAUGUUUUGUGGGUGUUUUCUUUUUUAAUUUGCUUGGAAAGCCAGAUAAAUGGGAUUUACAAAGUGUUUUGAGUGUGAGGUUUUCUGUCAAUAACAAAAGGCUGAACUAACUAUGACGUGGUACGUGUAGACCUCUACAUGAGCCUCAAGGACCAGCAGUUUCGGGCCCGAGGCUAUAUUUGGCUUAGGUUUAUUGGAAAUACUCUUUCCCCCUCCCCACUGGGUAUGACAUAUCUACUGAUAGAAAAAGCCUCGUAAUAUGUUAUGAUUGUGUGGUUUUCAACAAAUCCCAUGAAAAGACCAACGCCAACAAUGUGUGAAUCUGUCAUUCAAUAUAUGCUUGUGGCAGUCAGCCCCAGGCCCAUUGGUUCCUAAUGGAAACAGAGAUCUUUCAAAAUAAAAAGGAAUCUUACCUCCAAGAAGAUGUCAGUAAUUUCCCACAACGGAGAACUGUAGUUUUUCUUUUUUUUUUAGCAAAUGUUACUUAAGCAGGAGUAAGUUGUGAUAAUAUUGUAAUAACCUGUCAUGGGACUACAGAUGGAAAUUAGCUCACUUGCUACUCUUGCACAUAGAGAGGUACACUGAAUUGUUGAUUAAUGUGCACUGUCUCUGGUAAACGCAUAAAUAUAUAUCGAUUUGUCAGGUACUAUUUUCACCUGUGGAUCGAUACUCAUUUGGUGCUCUAGUGUCUAUAUAAUGUGCAUUGAUUGAAAUACGCUACAGCGGCCCAUAUUCAUGGUGAUGGAGACACGUGUCCCUACUCCGGUUCCUACUGACGACGAACAACUUCAAAAAACAAAUUUAAAGUUUAAAUUAUUCUCAGUUAUUUCCCAAAUCGGCCUGGUUUUUGGCAAACAUUCAUACAGGUAAACGGUGCAUUUGUUGGGGACUAUUUUCAGCCGUGGAAUCAGAUGCUCCAGUCUUUAUUUUUGGGAAGGAGGACAGUGUAUGUGGGAUGGAUCCAAAUAAACUACGGGGUGUGUUCAGAGUAA